AUUGAUAUACUUGGACAAUUGUUUAGAUCUGUAGAAAGCAGAACAAAACGUGGUGCUUUUAUUCAGGCUAUGGUUCCUGCAAAAGAGGGUAUUUUUAGAGUAGGUCGAAUCCUAUACUUCUUUUCUCAUGACUUGAUUAUUCCUGGUGAUAACUUGUUCGGCACUCCUCAAAAUAAACAGCAUUUAUUUGCAUUUGUUCAAUGGUAUCAAAAGUCUGACAAAGAAUUCGAUUCUUUCAAUAUACAUAAUAUCCAGGUUUGGAAAGAAGCUUUUGAACCAUCAAGUGCUUUAUCAAUACUACCAGUACAGCAAAUUCAUACUUGUGUGGCUGUUAUGAAAUAUAUUGAUAACACUAUUCUUGCAAUGCCUUUACCCAGAAGAACAAUUGGUUGA
Messenger RNA from Cokeromyces recurvatus, 393 nucleotides. RefSeq lists its product as uncharacterized. The record is from RefSeq and is a predicted model, not a curated record. NCBI's taxonomy places the organism in Eukaryota, Fungi, Mucoromycota, Mucoromycetes, Mucorales, Mucoraceae. The transcript has a single exon. The annotation marks the transcript as partial.